Molecule: messenger RNA, 1410 nt
Organism: Pongo pygmaeus (Bornean orangutan)
Lineage: Eukaryota; Metazoa; Chordata; Mammalia; Primates; Hominidae
Gene: POU5F1
Product: POU class 5 homeobox 1
Exons: 5
Coding region: 64-1146 (360 amino acids)
Biological process (GO): regulation of transcription by RNA polymerase II
Molecular function (GO): RNA polymerase II cis-regulatory region sequence-specific DNA binding; DNA-binding transcription factor activity, RNA polymerase II-specific
Source: RefSeq, a predicted model, not a curated record
UGAGUAGUCCCUUAGCAAGCCCUCAUUUCACCAGGCCCCCGGCUUGGGGCGCCUUCCUUCCCCAUGGCGGGACACCUGGCUUCGGAUUUCGCCUUCUCGCCCCCUCCAGGUGGUGGAGGUGAUGGGCCAGGGGGGCCGGAGCCGGGCUGGGUUGAUCCUCGGACCUGGCUAAGCUUCCAAGGCCCUCCUGGAGGGCCAGGAAUCGGGCCGGGAGUUGGGCCAGGCUCUGAGGUGUGGGGGAUUCCCCCAUGCCCCCCGCCGUAUGAGUUCUGUGGGGGGAUGGCAUACUGUGGGCCUCAGGUUGGAGUGGGGCUAGUGCCCCAAGGCGGCUUGGAGACCUCUCAGCCUGAGGGCGAAGCAGGAGUCGGGGUGGAGAGCAACUCCGAUGGGGCCUCCCCGGAGCCCUGCACCGUCCCCCCUGGUGCCGUGAAGCUGGAGAAGGAGAAGCUGGAGCAAAACCCGGAGGAGUCCCAGGACAUCAAAGCUCUGCAGAAAGAACUCGAGCAAUUUGCCAAGCUCCUGAAGCAGAAGAGGAUCACCCUGGGAUAUACACAGGCCGAUGUGGGGCUCACCCUGGGGGUUCUAUUUGGGAAGGUGUUCAGCCAAACAACCAUCUGCCGCUUUGAGGCUCUGCAGCUUAGCUUCAAGAACAUGUGUAAGCUGCGGCCCUUGCUGCAGAAGUGGGUGGAGGAAGCUGACAACAAUGAAAAUCUUCAGGAGAUAUGCAAAGCAGAAACCCUCGUGCAGGCCCGAAAGAGAAAGCGAACCAGUAUCGAGAACCGAGUGAGAGGCAACCUGGAGAAUUUGUUCCUGCAGUGCCCGAAACCCACACUGCAGCAGAUCAGCCACAUUGCCCAGCAGCUUGGGCUCGAGAAGGAUGUGGUCCGAGUGUGGUUCUGUAACCGGCGCCAGAAGGGCAAGCGAUCAAGCAGUGACUAUGCACAACGAGAGGAUUUUGAGGCUGCUGGGUCUCCUUUCUCAGGGGGACCAGUGUCCUUUCCUCUGGCCCCAGGGCCCCAUUUUGGUACCCCAGGCUAUGGGAGCCCUCACUUCACUGCACUGUACUCCUCGGUCCCUUUCCCUGAGGGGGAAGCCUUUCCCCCUGUCUCUGUCACCACUCUGGGCUCUCCCAUGCAUUCAAACUGAGGUGCCUGCCCUUCUAGGAAUGGGGGACAGGGGGAGGGGAGGAGCUAGGGAAAGAGAACCUGGAGUUUGUGCCAGGGCUUUUGGGAUUAAGUUCUUCAUUCACUAAGGAAGGAAUUGGGAACACAAAGGGUGGGGGCAAGGGAGUUUGGGGCAACUGGUUGGAGGGAAGGUGAAAUUCAAUGACGCUCUUGAUUUUAAUCCCACAUCAUGUAUCACUUUUUUCUUAAAUAAAGAAGCCUGGGACACAGUAGAUAGACACACUUA